Messenger RNA from Miniopterus natalensis, 568 nucleotides. Lineage: Eukaryota; Metazoa; Chordata; Mammalia; Chiroptera; Miniopteridae. The record is from RefSeq and is a predicted model, not a curated record.
AGCAGUUUGUUCGGCGGUUUGUCGCGACCAUGCCCGAGCCGGCCAAGUCCGCGCCCGCCCCGAAGAAGGGCUCCAAGAAGGCGGUGACCAAGGCGCAGAAGAAGGACGGCAAGAAGCGCAAGCGCAGCCGCAAGGAGAGCUACUCGGUCUACGUGUACAAGGUGCUGAAGCAGGUGCACCCCGACACCGGCAUCUCGUCCAAGGCCAUGGGCAUCAUGAACUCCUUCGUCAACGACAUCUUCGAGCGCAUCGCGGGCGAGGCGUCGCGCCUGGCGCAUUACAACAAGCGCUCGACCAUCACGUCGCGGGAGAUCCAGACGGCCGUGCGCCUGCUGCUGCCGGGCGAGCUGGCCAAGCACGCCGUGUCCGAGGGCACCAAGGCCGUCACCAAGUACACCAGCGCCAAGUAAGUGCCUCUGCAGGCACCUCUUUAUCCAAAGGCUCUUUUCAGAGCCACCCAGUUGUCAACAUAAGAGCUGUAGAUACGUAUUUUAAAUGGGAUCCACUCUAAAACAAGAUGGAGGGAGGCGCGCUCUCCCUCCGGGGAUCCUGCCCGCGCCUUUCCCUU